AUGAAAACUAGUAUCAGAAACCACUUGAUUUCCCUGUCUGUGCUACUCUUGUUAUCUUACACUGCUUGUACUCUCAAGGCUGUUGAGAUUUUGUUACCAGGCCAAUCUCUCAAUGCGGACCAGAAGAUCACCUCUCCUGGUGGCAUUUUUGAACUUGGUUUCUUCACACCAGGUAACUCUCAACACUAUUACAUAGGCAUCUGGUACAAAAAUCUACCCCAACAGACAGUUGUUUGGGUGGCAAACCGACACCAACCAAUUAUUGAUCCAACUUCCUCGUCCCUUGUGCUCCUUGAAAAUGGAAACUUGACCUUAAACAGCCCCUCAACCGUGGCAAUAUGGUCCGCGAAUUCAACGCCACAAGCUACAAAUUCUACAAUAGCCAUGCUUCUGGACAAUGGCAACUUUGUCAUAAGAGAUGCAUCUUCAGUACUAUGGCAGAGUUUUGAUCAUCCAACUGAUACUUGGCUGCCAGGUGCGAGGCUUGGAUUUAACAAGCUCACGAAGAAAAUCCAAAGUGUUACUCCCUGGAGAAACCCACAAUAUCCAGCACCUGGUCCCUUUUCUUUUGAGCUAGAACAAUCACGUCUUCGGCUAUUAUGGAAUAGUUCUGAAACAUACUGGACUAGCGGUGAUUGGACAGGGAAAACUUUCAGCCACAUUCAAAACAUAGAAGAAAAGUAUGUUCCCUCAAUUUUCUCAUUUGUUGUAAAUGAGACUGGAAGCUACCUUACUUAUGCAGUUCGUGCUUCUGCCUAUCCUGAUACCUUUGAGCAUACCUUUAUUAGGUACAUGAUAGAAACCACUGGUCAAAUAAAGUUCUUUGUCUUGGAGAAGGGCACCCUGCAAUGGAACUUGCUAUGGAUGCAACCAACCAAACAAUGUGAUGUUUAUGCUUCCUGUGGUGCUUUUAGUAUAUGCAACCCGCUUAAUCUUCCUCGGUGCGGCUGUCUGAAAGGAUUCAGACCCAAAUUUCCUAAAGACUGGGAAUUAGAAGAUCACUCAAAUGGCUGUGGGAGAAAGACGUCUUUCCAUUGCAGUGAUGAAGGAAAUUCCGCAUUCCUGGUGAUGAAGAAUGUUACUUACCCGAAGAGUCCGGACUCAUUGGCAGUUGAUAACAUCGGAAAAUGUAGAUUAGCUUGCUUGAGAAAUUGCUCGUGCACUGCUUUUGCUUAUGAUAGUCAGUGUCUGAUUUGGGGGGGGGAUCUGUUUAAUGUAACGCAACUAUCAUCUGAGGGAAUGAUAGGAAAAGUUUGGUAUCUACGAGUAGCAGCAUCUGAGAAGAGAAUGACUACUUGGAUUGUGGUUGGGGUACUUGCAGGCAUCUUUACUCUCUUUAGCAUUGCGCUGGUAGUUGUCAGACGGAGAAAGUCUACUGGAGCUUUGGAGUCUUUUGAGCAGUCUCUAGUGCUCUUCAACUACAGAGAUUUAAGAAAAGCAACAGAAAACUUCUCAGAGAAAAUUGGAGAAGGAGCUUUCGGUUCUGUUUUUAAGGGAAUAUUGCGUGACUCAACUCCCAUUGCAGUGAAACAACUAAAGAGUCUGUGGCAUGUUGAAAAGCAAUUUCAGGCUGAAGUGAGAACUCUUGGUACAAUCCAGCACAUUAAUCUUCUUCGCCUCCGUGGGUUUUGUGCAGAAUAUACAAGAAGACUCUUGGUUUAUGACUACGUGGCAAAUGGCUCUCUACAAUCUGUUCUAUUUCAAAAGCAUCCACUAAUCUUAGAUUGGAAAGCAAGAUAUCAUAUAGCCAUAGGCAUUGCAAGAGGAUUGGCUUACCUCCAUGAGGACUGUAGAGAUUGUAUAAUACACUGUGACAUUAAGCCAGAGAACAUUUUGUUGGAUGAAGAAUAUAGUCCAAAAGUUGCAGAUUUUGGUCUUGCGAAACUGAUUGGCAGACACCAUAGUCGAGUUCUGACAACUGUGAGAGGAACUGUUGGAUAUCUAGCACCAGAGUGGUUUACAGGUGAAGCCAUCACACCAAAAGCCGAUGUGUUCAGCUAUGGAAAGUUGCUCUUUGAGGUUAUAUCUGGAAGGAGAAACACUGAAGGGUUAGAUGAUGGAUUAGAGAACUACAUUCCUAACCGGAUUGCAAAUGUAGUUACUAGAGGACAAGAUGUUCUUACCUUGGUUGAUUACAGGUUGGAAGGUAAUGCUGACAAAGAUGAACUCAUUAGAGCAUGCAAAGUUGCAUGUUGGUGUAUUCAAGAUGAGGAGAAGGAUAGGCCAACAAUGAGGCGGGUUGUUCAAAUUCUCGAAGGAGCUUUAGAUGUUGGGAUACCCCCGAUCCCACAAUUUCUCCAGUUCCUUCCCGGAAGUUCUAUGGAAGCAAUCAAUUGCCAACAGCCUACUUCAAGUUCAGAAAUCAUAUUCCUCAGCAGUUCAGCUGAUGAGUGGCUCUGAAGCUUAGCAACCGGUCAAUGGAAAACUAAAAAGGAUCCGGAACAAAAAUCAGUAAUCUCUUCUUGUUGUUUGGAUUAGG
Molecule: messenger RNA, 2479 nt
Organism: Fragaria vesca subsp. vesca
Lineage: Eukaryota; Viridiplantae; Streptophyta; Magnoliopsida; Rosales; Rosaceae
Product: G-type lectin S-receptor-like serine/threonine-protein kinase At2g19130-like
Exons: 1
Coding region: 1-2400 (799 amino acids)
Biological process (GO): recognition of pollen; protein phosphorylation
Molecular function (GO): ATP binding; protein serine/threonine kinase activity
Source: RefSeq, a predicted model, not a curated record